Molecule: messenger RNA, 2560 nt
Organism: Myiozetetes cayanensis
Lineage: Eukaryota; Metazoa; Chordata; Aves; Passeriformes; Tyrannidae
Gene: ZNF410
Product: zinc finger protein 410
Exons: 12
Coding region: 935-2113 (392 amino acids)
Biological process (GO): regulation of transcription by RNA polymerase II
Cellular component (GO): PcG protein complex; transcription regulator complex
Molecular function (GO): RNA polymerase II cis-regulatory region sequence-specific DNA binding; DNA-binding transcription factor activity, RNA polymerase II-specific
Source: RefSeq, a predicted model, not a curated record
CGACGGGCCCCCUACCCCUCGCGCCUGGUGUUUAGGAAAACUUGGGAAGGGUGUGUGGUGGCCGCGGCGCGGAGGCCCGCAUGGGACCUCACGUACGCUUUUCAGGCAGCGAAAUUACCUCAGCAGUAUUCCUGCUGCCGCCGCGGGAAACGCGCUGACUACGCAGGAAAGGCGGAGCGCGGUGGAGUCCGACAUGUGACAGAGCGGAGUGCGAGCCCAGGGGAAGCAGGAGGGAAUGCUCCAAAUCUUGGUGGGCUCAGCUUCUUACAUCUCAGCCACUUUGUAACACCCCUGCCAACAUCCGCUGUAAGUGUGGAAAGGUGAUUUUUCCUGCGCAUACAGACUUCAGGGAGAAUUUAGAAGUCUGAUGCUGAUGCUGCAAAGACUGAACAUGAAAGUGAUGGUAAUUGCAAUUAGAGAAGGAUCAUGGAGAGGCAGAUUUUAAUGAGAAAGUGAGACCGUAGGAAAUUCCCAGCCUGCCAGUUCUUCUUCCAGCAGGGACCAGUGUUGCUUCACACACCUGCAUGAGUGAUUUGAACCACCAUAAACAACUCAGGUUAAACUGAAUAUUUGCGCAACACAGCUUCUCACAGAAGGACCACCACACUGGUUUACACUUAGGAAAAUAUGAAAAUAAGCAGGGAGUGUUGUUCUCUCUGAACUAAAAGAAAAAAAUAAAUAAACUGUGCCUUGCUGAGGACAGCUGCAGGAAUCAGACACUUGAAUCAAUGUUAUCGGAUGAGUUAGAAUCCAAACCUGAGGUUGAAUGGCCAUUAGUCAGCUUCCUGUGCCUUCCCCCACUUAAAAGCUGCUGGUUCAGUUUGUUCAGAAUACUUCUAUUCCACUGGGGCAGGGGCUGGUGGAAUCGGAACCAAAAGACAUCACCUGUCUUUCCCUCCUUCCUGUUACUGAGACCUCAGAAUGCAACAGACUGAUGUUGCCAGAUGAUGAAAGAGAUCUCACUUCUCCAAGUCAUGCUAAUCCUUCCAAAGAUGUUUCUUCAUCUGCCGUCUUGAGAAGUCUCCAGGUAAAUGUGGGCCCUGAUGGAGAGGAGACAAGGGCACAGAAUGUACAGAAACCAUCUGAACUUUUGUCAACUCCAGAGACUUCUAGUUUAUUGCAAGACCUCCAGCCCAGUGACAGCACUUCAUUUAUUCUUCUCAACUUAACAAGAGCAGGGCUGGGAUCUCCUGCAGAGCACUUGGUGUUUGUUCAAGAUGAAGCAGAAGAUUCUGGGAAUGACUUUCUCUCUCAUGAUAGCACAGACAGCAGUACCCCAUGGUUCCUUCGGGUGCAAGAAUUGGCCCAUGACAGUUUAAUUGCUGCCACUCGGGCACAGCUCGCAAAGAAUGCCAAAGCAAGCAAUAAUGGUGAAAAUGUUCAUCUUUGCUCAGGAGAUGGGCAGCCGAAAGACUCUGGCCCCAUUCCUCACUUGUCUCGUGUGGAGAGGAAGCUGAAGUGCACAGUUGAGGGCUGCGAUCGGACAUUUGUGUGGCCAGCUCACUUCAAGUAUCAUCUGAAAACACACCGGAACGACCGCUCCUUCACCUGCCCAGCAGAAGGUUGUGGGAAAAGUUUCUAUGUCUUGCAGAGGCUGAAGGUGCACAUGAGAACUCACAAUGGUGAAAAACCCUUUGUGUGCACAGAGCUGGGCUGUGGCAAACAGUUCACAACAGCUGGAAAUUUGAAGAACCACCUACGAAUUCACACUGGGGAAAAACCCUUUUUGUGUGAGGCACAGGGAUGUGGUCGCUCCUUUGCUGAAUACUCCAGCCUUCGGAAACAUUUGGUUGUCCACUCAGGAGUGAAGCCUCAUCAGUGCCAAAUUUGUGGGAAGACGUUUUCCCAGAGUGGUAGCAGAAACGUGCAUAUGAGGAAACACCACUCCCGAAUUGGAGCAGCUGGCAGCAGGGAGCGAGAACAGCCAGAGUCACUGAUGGGCAGCAGUUUGCUGGAAGAAUCGACAGUGCAUAGUAAGAGUAUCAUGUCCAUGAACUCUCAGCCCAGCCUUGGUGUUGAGUCUCUGCACCUGCCAGACACUGAGUCUAUUAUUGGAGUAGAGGAGGGUGAGACCAGCUGCUCCUUUUUCCGCCCUCUUAUAUGUGGUGACUGAAGUGGGGUGGAUCAUUCCUCCUAGAGGCUCACCAUAUUGCAGUGGAUGAGUGAAUGUUGUUUUAACUGUGGACAGAGCGGGUGGGUAGAUGGAGGAUGAAUCAUAAAACUGGAGAUGGAGAAGAUCUGCUGGACCAAGUUACUCUUGCAGAGCUUAAAAGGUGAAGUCUGCUGCUUAGGUGUCAUUUAACCCAUGUUGUGGAAUGCCAUUUCAAAAGUGCUCAUGCAGUACAUCUCCUAAAGCCUGAAGUGUUUGUUUUGCUGGAGCACCUAGGAGCCCCAGUUAAGGACCAGGACCUCGACCUCAUUGUGCUAGGCACUGUACAAACAUUCAGUAUCUUGAGCAACAGACCUUCCUUCCAUCCUUUACCUUCAGAGACUAUAUUCUAAUACAUCUCACUGUCAGAAGCUGACUUACUAUCUGAAAUAAAUGUACUACUUGAUAUCA